Molecule: messenger RNA, 2790 nt
Organism: Sceloporus undulatus (fence lizard)
Lineage: Eukaryota; Metazoa; Chordata; Lepidosauria; Squamata; Phrynosomatidae
Gene: ST6GAL2
Product: ST6 beta-galactoside alpha-2,6-sialyltransferase 2
Exons: 9
Coding region: 531-2159 (542 amino acids)
Molecular function (GO): sialyltransferase activity
Source: RefSeq, a predicted model, not a curated record
UUCUCUCCUUCAUGGCCAUGUGCAAUUGCAAUGAAGGGAGUGGGGAGAGCAGGGGGUCAAAAGCACAGCCCCAGGCAGGGCGGGAGCAGCCCAGACUCUUGCCUGCGCUGCGUGUUGUGUGGGGAGCUCACAAUGCGGUGCUGAGGGGAAGCAAGGCGAGCGAGGAGGAGGGCUGGGGGUCUUGAGGGGAAGAGGAGGCUGAGCUGGGGGUCUCCCUUGGGUCUGUGGGCGCCUGCCUGAGAGGGAUCCCUCAGAAAAGGAGCAGCCGAGGCGAGAAGGAGCUGUGGACGGAUUCCUAGGAUGUGGAGCUUGACUAUGGAAUUCUGUCAGAAACCAUCAGGGAUGGAACCAGGAACUUCACUGCUUCGUGCCAUUUUCUUAUGUGUUGAACCACUAGAAAUUAUGUUUGGAACAUCCAGAGGAGAAAUUUGCAACCCCGCUUGCAAAAGAGACUGUUUGCUCUAGCAUGCAAUGUUUGAUUUUCCUUUACCAGACCUUUAAGGUGCAGAGGAGUUGGCACAGACAUUGCCAUGAAACCUAACUUGAAGCAAUGGAAACAAGUAAUGCUGUUUGGAAUAUUCGCAUGGGGCCUCCUGUUCCUGGUGAUCUUCAUCUAUUUUGCAGAUAGCAACACUGCUGACGCAGUCCCCAGUUCUUUUUCUUACAUUGAGACUAAGAGGCUUUUGCCCAUCCAGGGCAAACAGCGAGCUAUCAUGGGAGCAAUACAUGACCCAUCCUUUUCCGAAACAGGAACUGGAAAUGAGGUGCUGCUCAGCGAUGAUGUCUCAUUUAAAUCAGGGACUGGGAGCAUUAAAAAGUGGACUGACCUAGAGGAUGACUUUGAAAGUGAGGAAGAUUUUUUUCCUUCCCAAUUAAGAAGAAAAUCAAAAAGUGCUUUCUAUCAAAGGGACAGUGAUUAUUUAUUUGCUGCUGGUCAGCCUCGGUCACAGAGCAGUGUGCAGCGAAUAGUGAAAUUAAUCUCUGCAGAGGGGGUGGAUCAGAAGAGGAAUGCUUUGCAGAAUAAUUGGCUCUCUCAAAGAAAGAUAAAGAGAAGACAUGUAAGACACAGAAGAAGCCAAAUGUUUGAAGAGUCUGAUGAAUGGGAUGGAAUAUAUUCUACAAUGUCAAAAUCGUUCCUGUACAGGCUUUGGAAGGGGGAUGUCUCCUCCAAGAUGCUGAAUCCUCGCCUUCAGAAAGCAAUGAAAGAUUACCUGAAUACCAAUAAGCAUGGAGUGAGGUUUAGAGGGAAGCGAAACUCCAAGCUGACUUCUGAACAGCUUUUCUGUGAGCUCAAGGCACGAGUGAACAUCCAAACCAUUGAUGGCAAAGAAGCCCCUUUCUCUGUUCUUGGAUGGGAAAAGCAUGUACCCCGGAUUUCUCUGAGUAAACUAUACCCACAUGGGUUUGGAAGCUGUGCUGUUGUGAUGUCUGCAGGUGCCAUACUGAAUUCUUCUCUUGGAGAUGAAAUAGAUUCCCAUGAUGCAGUUCUGCGAUUCAAUUCAGCUCCAACCCGAGGGUAUGAAAAAGAUGUUGGAAAUAAAACCACCAUGCGUAUUAUUAAUUCUCAGAUUCUUACUAAUCCAAACCAUCAUUUCAUUGACAACUCUUUAUAUAAAGACGUUAUCUUAGUAGCUUGGGAUCCUGCUCCCUAUUCUGCAAAUCUCAAUGUGUGGUAUAAGAAGCCAGACUACAAUUUGUUUACUCCAUAUGUACAGCAUCGCAGAAAGAAUCCAAACCAGCCAUUUUAUAUUCUCCAUCCAAAAUUUAUAUGGCAGCUCUGGGAUAUCAUUCAGGAGAACACAAAGGAAAAGAUACAACCCAACCCUCCUUCUUCAGGUUUUAUUGGAAUCCUUAUCAUGAUGUCAAUGUGCCACGAAGUGCACGUCUAUGAAUACAUUCCUUCAGUCCGACAGACUGAUCUGUGCCACUAUCAUGAACUCUACUACGAUGCAGCAUGUACUUUGGGGGCCUACCACCCACUGCUUUAUGAGAAACUGUUGGUGCAGAGGAUGAACAAAGGCUUCCAGGAUGAUUUGUACCGAAAAGGAAAAGUAAUUUUGCCAGGGUUCAGAACGUUGUCUUGGCUUAUUACCGUAGACUGCUGUGCACACAAAAACUAUGUUUCUAGAGUCCAACAUAAGCAGAUUAAGAUCAUAUGAAAAACCUUGCUGGAUCAGUCCAAAGGCAUUUCCAGUCCUGUUUUCCACAGCAGUAUAUUGAGCCAACCAGCAUUCUCCCACUCAUGCUCUCCAAGCAAGUGGUACUGAGUAUCAUAUUACCUUGUAUAUUGGUGGCAAUCUAGUCAUAGUCAUUUAUUGGGGGCUUAGGACAGUUUUAAAGAAGAGAGCUCAACAGUGGCAUGUUGGCACAUUUUACAAAACAAUGACAAGACAAUAUGUUGCAUUAAAUCAGUCCUCAUCUUCAUGCUCCAACUGAAAGUGGUACCAAUCUCAGGAUCAUGAAAGCAGUGGCAAAAUAAUGACAAUUUAAUUUCUGAUUGAUAAUUCCUGAGGGGACUCAACAACAUAGGAGUCUUGGUAGUCCAAGCACCCUGAUCAUUUAGGGGGGCUCAUCCCCCUUACCUAGUUUUAGUGGGGCUUAAGCUUCCUUUGCCCCACCUAUUGUAAGAUCAGUAGUCACUAUAGUUGGCAUCCACUGGCAAGUGUAUCAUCUGUGAAUCUGUCCAAUCCAAAAUUGGUGGUCACUGAUACUAUAGGGUGCACAACACCAAAUUAAAAUAUAAAUACAAGAUAAAAAUGUGGUAAUAAUUCACAUAUCCUCCAACAUUUC